Messenger RNA from Penicillium odoratum, 1110 nucleotides. RefSeq lists its product as uncharacterized. The record is from RefSeq and is a predicted model, not a curated record. Bases 1 to 1110 code for a protein of 369 amino acids. Lineage: Eukaryota; Fungi; Ascomycota; Eurotiomycetes; Eurotiales; Aspergillaceae. The transcript has 3 exons.
AUGAUGCGCCUCUUCAACCGAUUCUACGCCCUCUGCGCCGUCGCUGCAUGCACAAUCCUCUACUCGGCGUGGUUCUUGACUUCUCGUAAUCUCGGUGAUAUUGUCCCGCUCGCGUCAGACAAAUUUGAGACGGUGUCCGACUUUGAUCGGCGAUUGGUUGUUUUUGGCGACUCAUGGAGUGAUAAUGAGACAGAGGAGCGGCAAGGGAAGGUCUGGACUGAUUGGCUUUGUGAGAAGUUCUCGUGUCACCAGGAGAACCUCGCCAAGACAGCCAACUCCGUACUUAGGGGCAAAUACGCCGGCUCAGUAGUCGACAAUUCCGAACUAGACGUACUAGGCCGUCUGUCUCAGACAAAGCUCGACGACUUCAAGACCCAGCUUCAGCACUGGCUCGACGCCGAACAAAAGAGCCUCCAAGGUCUCACCGCUGACGAAGUCAAGUCCCGCCAGGACCGCACCAUCUUCGUCGUCUCCUUUGGUCUCUGGGACAUUUGGUCCCUCGUCACUAAGGACUAUGACACCGCUGCUGCCUCCAUCGAGCGCCGCAUCCAGACCAUUAUGGACCAGCUGAGCAAACUCUCCGACACCUGGGGCUCCGAUGAAGUGAAGGUGAUUCUGACACAGUCGCCCGACGUGACGUUCCUACCGGCAUUUUCGCCCGCCUUCACUACGCAGGGCGUGGAGUACAAGAAUGCAGUUAAGAUGCUAGGCUAUUGGAACCAGAAGCUACGGGAGGCCGCGAAGCCAUGGGAAAAAGGAACAAUUUACUUGUUCGACACGGAUGCUUUCCUGCUGGAUCGGAUUCGCGAUUGGCAGCUCUAUGCAGCAGGCAUCACGGCCGAAAGUGGAUUGGGCACGAACGAGGAUCCCGGGUGGGAAAAUGUAGCUGACGCCUGCGUCGAAUCACCGGGUUCGUUCCAGGUCAUGAUGUCAAAGGACAAGGAUAAGAAACAGUGUGAACACCCAGAGAAGUAUCUGUUCUGGAACGAAAUGAGUUUGGGUCCAUCUGCCCACCGACUUAUGGCGGCGGAAGUCUACCAAGGGAUUGACGGGGUUCUCUUGAAUCCCAAACAGUUGACAAGGCGCCACACCCGAGGCUCUGCAGCUUAG